AUGACGCGGAAUGAGGCCAUCGGCCGCCAUGGAUCGGUGGAGAGCUCGUGGAGUUCGCGCUCCGGCGACACGAUACGGCCCUAUGGACGCGCGGGCUCGCUGAGGGGCACCCCCGUCACCGUCAAAACGGAUAAGAAUCUCAAUUCGCGUGUCGACAGGGAGUCCGAGAUAUCGCCUGGCACCGUCCCCCCAGCUCCUCCGCCAAAGGACCCCUCGCACAAACCGCGCAAGCCUGCCAAUUGGGACAACCCCACGACCAACGCCCUUGGACAUCACCGAAAACAGCUGGCUGUCUUGGAGACUUCGGGAGGCCGAGUGCCGUCGAUAUCGCGAAACCCCCCCACCGCUUCGAGCACCAAUUCCCAAGUCGCGCCCUGGGCUAGUCCGCCUAACGGGGUCAACAUGGCCAACAGUGUCUGGAGCAGCUUCUUCAAUGACUCAAACGAGGACGUUUCGCAAUCGUCGCCUGGAUUUCGCCCGGCUACCAGUACCAGGGAGGACAGCAUGGGGUUUCCCAUGAAAGACGAUAGACGGCCCUCUGUGGCCAGUGCCACCACUGUGAGUAGCACUGGCUCCAAGUCGAGCAUGGGCAGAGGCUUCCACAAACGCCUGCAAAACGUAUUCGGAGAAGACUUCCCCGCCGAUGACCGUCAGAACUCGGACACGAGCUUGAACACGCAGCAGCGGAACCGUGGUAACUCCCUCAGUAACACCAUAGGUAGUAAGCAGCAGUCGCGCCCGACCUCACCUACCAGUUCACGGCCACGUACGCCGCAGGCAUCCUCGGAAGUCACGCCAUGGGAAUUUCAAGACUCAAAGGAUAUACCUACCCCAGGUGAGAAUGGAGGACGUCGCUCGUCCGAGCAACAUUCAGCCAAAUCGGGUCGAUCGCAUCACAAGCUGCACGUAAGGCUGCCUGGCACUGGCCACCGGCACAAGGGCAGCAAGGAGGAAAACAAGGCGCCAGAGGGUCGUGCAGACAUAAGCCAGUACCAGUUGCGCCCCACCACCAGCCGCGACGAUUCCUCGUACGGCGUUCGCUCGAACCAGCCUUCAGCCCUCAGCUCCGCGUUCGCCUCCAAGACUAGCCUUCUGGGACGACCCUCGAGCCCGACGCCAAGCUCAUACUCGGAUAUGACCAGAGAUGAGAGGAUAGCGCAGCGAUCACCCAGCACCAGCAAGACGUCACACGGCUUCUUCGCUCGUUUACGAGGCAAAGAUAAGGAUAAGUCGGAUCGCACACUGCCACAAGACAACCUCAAAAACUUGACUGCCGCUGGAACCGCCUCGGCUACCUCUCUGAAUCCCUCGAUCAACACUGCACGGCUCGCAAGACCAGAAGCGUCUCCGCAGAUCAACAUGGCAAAGCGGCAGGCGGCCAACAACGGUGUCGAAGCCCAAGGUAAGGAGCAGAGGAUGAGGGCUCCUCACCACCGCCUGCCUACCUUCCGGAAAGAUAAGCGCCCACCCGCCAGUGAGAAUACCGGACGUGAUCCCAACGAUACCAUCGCUAGUACGGCAGGCAACGAUGCCGUCUUCUUCCUAGACAGGAAUCUUGACGACAUGGAAGGCAUCGUGAACCCUGCUUCACAACAACCGCCUAUGACGCCGCCUGUAGGAGAAGUUCCAAAACAGCCACCAAAUCUCGGCGAAGAUAUCUCUAUACCAGGACCCGAUGACGACGGUACUGCAGCCUGGGAUGCGCCAGACUCUUGGGCCGUGAAGCGCAUGAAAGACGAGAUGGACAAGCUGGGAGACGCCGAGGAGGCCACAACACCUUCCAAAGAAGAGAGCGACAACAAGACAUACUGCCUGCGUAUCUUCAGAGUCGAUUCGACAUUUGCAACAUUAUCAGCCACCUUGAACACAACUGUACAAGAGAUCAUACAGAUACUGGGUAAAAAGACCGUGCUACAGGACGAACUGGACAAUUACCACAUUGUGAUGCGGAAACACGAUACCGCACGGCAACUGGAAAGUAAUGAGCGUCCACUGUUGAUUCAGAAGCGGUUGUUAGAACUCGCCGGAUACACCGAUCAGGAUCGCCUCGAAGAUGUUGGACGUGAGGAUAACAGUUACCUCUGCAGGUUCACCUUCCUUCCUGCUAAGAUGAGCGGAUACUCCAGUCUGGAACGGGAUCCCGGAUUCAGCAAGAUGCAGAAGUUCAGCCACAUUGAUCUUCAAGGUCGAAACCUAAUCACCAUACCCAUUACACUCUACCAGAAAGCGACUGAGAUAAUAUCACUCAACCUAUCGCGCAACCUGUCGCUUGACGUUCCCAGAGACUUCAUCCUUGCAUGCACCAACUUAAGGGAGAUUAAAUAUACCAGUAACGACGCCCGACGACUACCUCCCAGUCUAAGUCUUGCCAGCCGUUUGACUAUGUUGGACAUCUCAAAUAACCGUCUCCAAUCUCUUGACCGCGCCGAAUUGUACAAGCUGCAAAGUCUUCAAGGUCUUCGACUUUCCAACAACGGGCUGACCCGACUACCAAGAUACUUUGGAGAAUACCGUGCGCUUCGUAGUCUGAACCUGAGUUCGAAUUCCUUGAGCGAAUUCCCUGACUUUCUAUGCGAAGUCCGGACCCUGGUAGAUCUCGAUAUCAGCUUCAACUCGAUAUCGAGCUUACCCAGGAUCGGCCAACUGACAUGCUUAGAGAGGCUGUGGGCGACGAACAACAAGUUGACUGGUAGCUUCCCUUCAACACUGAGCAAUUUGGUCAACCUCCGAGAGAUUGAUGUGCGGUUUAACGCGCUUGAUAGUAUGGAUGUCAUGUCCCAAUUACCGCGACUGGAAUACCUGAUGAUCGGACACAACUCCAUUUCCGCUUUCGAAGGCUACUUUCCCAAGAUUCGUGUACUGCACAUGAACCAUAAUCCAGUCACACGUUUUGGGCUCAAUCAGGCAACACCAUCACUAUCCGUUCUUAACCUUGCAUCAGCCAAACUGGCACAAUUGCCCGAAGAUCUGUUCGGGAAAUUGACUGGUCUCACAAAGCUUAUCCUCGAUAAGAACCAUUUUACCUCCAUAUCGAAUAACAUCGGAAAGCUAUACAGGCUGGAACAUCUUAGUGUGGCCCGAAAUUCGUUGGAUGUAUUGCCUGCCGAGAUUGGUCGUUUGGUUGAGCUUCGCUAUCUAGAUGUACGCGAGAACAACCUGAACAAACUUCCCCAGGAACUCUGGUAUGCUCGGCGACUCGAGACACUGAAUGUUUCCUCCAACGUACUCGAAGCAUUCCCCAAGCCGGGUGCAUCACCUCCACAGGUAACCAACGGCGAUCAGUCUCAGGUAGAUGGAGCCUCUGCAACUGCCACACCAGGUUUGGCCUCAAGCCCCAGUUAUGAAGAGCUGGGAAAGCUGGAAGAUUUCCAAAACCGCCGUCCAAGCCAGGCAUCAGGAGGUCUUAGUGUUGGUGCGUCGUCUGCUUCUUCACAACGGAAGGGAUCCCAGGCAUCAUACAACACUGCGAGCACACGCAAGCCAUCAGUAGCGUCUCGUGCGCCCACUGAAGGGACACUGACCCCCGUGUCCCGCAAAGACUCCAGCCUUAGUAGCCGCUUGGUGACUACUUUCGCGGGCUCUCUUCGACAUGUGUUCCUGGCCGACAACCGGCUAAACGACGACGUAUUUGACGAACUAUGUCUACUUCCCGAGUUGCGAAUCGUCAAUCUGGCAUACAAUCUUAUCUACGACGUACCGCCUCGUACGAUCCGAAGAUGGCAACACCUCACUGAGCUGUACUUAUCGGGCAACGACUUGACAUCUCUCCCAGCAGAAGAUCUGGAGGAAGUUGGUUCGCUCAAGGUACUUCACAUCAACAACAACAAAUUCCAGGUCCUGCCAGCAGAACUUGGCAAGGUUGCGCAGUUGGCCGUUCUCGAUGUCGCCAGCAACUCGCUGAAGUACAAUGUGUCGAAUUGGCCAUAUGACUGGAAUUGGAAUUGGAACCACAAACUCCGCUACCUGAAUUUGUCGGGCAAUAAGCGUCUAGAGAUCAAACCUAGCGGCUCGUAUAGCGGAAGUGGCAUGAGCAUGCGAGAAGGGCGCGACCUUACCGACUUCAGCUCUUUGAUUAAUCUUCGAGUGCUUGGGCUUAUGGAUGUCACGAUGAUGGUUCCCUCGGUACCUGAGCAGUCAGAAGACCGGCGAGUGCGCACUGCUGGCUCGGCUGUCGGGACAAUGGCGUACGGUAUGGCUGAUUCGCUGGGUCGCAAUGAACACAUCUCGACUAUGGACAUGGUUGUACCCCGCUUCCGUAGUCAUGACGAUGAGCAGCUGCUGGGUCUGUUUGACGCACAACCGCUCGCUGGUGGUGGAGCUAAAAUCGCUAAGUACUUGUACGAUCACUUCAAGAACCGAUUCGCCAAUGAGCUCGAGCGUUUACAACCGACCGAAACGCCAUCGGAUGCCUUGCGACGAACUUACCUUGGUCUCAAUAAGGAACUGGCUACUGCCGCAAGCCAGGGUCUGGACAAAAACGGUCUCACUGCACCAUCGACACAAUCACGCAGCUCCAUGCCCGAUCUCAGCGAUGAUGACCUGACGUCUGGAAGCGUGGCAACAGUACUGUUUCUCAAAGAGAUGGAACUUUACAUCUCCAACGUUGGCGAUGCACAAGCCCUUCUGAUUCGUUCAGAAGGAGGACACAAGAUUCUUACCAGAAAACACGACCCUGCUGAGCCUGGUGAGAGGUCAAGGAUUCGAGAAGCCGGUGGAUUCGUCUCGCGACAGGGUAAACUCAACGAUGUCCUGGAGGUUUCGAGAGCAUUUGGUUACGUCCAAAUGUCCCCAUCGGUUAUCGCUUCACCACACAUCCUCAAUCUUACCCUUGGUGAUAGGGAUGAGAUGGUACUGAUAGCUUCUCGAGAGCUUUGGGACUAUCUCACUCCAGACUUCGCUGUCGAUGUCGCACGAUCAGAGCGCGACGACUUGAUGGUUGCUGCUCAGAAACUUCGCGACCUGGCCAUUGCUUUCGGCGCGACUAACAAGAUUAUGGUGAUGUUGCUUGGUGUCAGCGACCUCAAGAGCAAACAACGCGCUCGGUACCGCACUCAAAGUAUGUCUCUCAUACCUGCUCCCGGUGCAGAUCCCGAUUUUGCGGCAACGCGAAGACGUGGAAAGAAGGGCAACUUGGUUGGCGAUUCUAAGCUUGCUCGACUCGACAACGAGGUGGACGCACCAACAGGAGAAGUUAGUCUGGUAUUCACGGAUAUCAAAAACUCGACGAUACUCUGGGAGACGUACCCGAUUGCCAUGCGCUCCGCGAUCAAGAUGCACAACGAGCUCAUGCGCCGACAGCUGCGCAUCAUUGGUGGUUACGAAGUCAAGACGGAAGGUGAUGCCUUUAUGGUCGCUUUCCGUACUGUAACGUCAGCUUUGCUGUGGUGUUUCACAAUUCAGAGCCAGUUACUCGACGUGCAGUGGCCACAAGAGAUUCUCAACAGCGUCAACGGGCAAGAAGUCGUCGAUCCUGAUGGUAAUGUCAUCUUCCGAGGUCUCUCUGUCCGUAUGGGUAUCCACUGGGGCACACCAGUGUGCGAAGUCGAUCCAGUCACCAAGCGCAUGGAUUACUUCGGGCCCAUGGUCAAUCGCGCCUCGCGUAUCUCUUCCGUUGCCGACGGAGGCCAAAUCACCGUCUCGUCUGACUUCAUUGCUGAGAUCCAACGUCUACUCGAGACGCACAUUGAGGGCGAUCGUAAGAACUCCGCUGGAUCUGAAGAAGCAUACAGCGACGACAUGAACAGCCAGAUGAUUCGCGGCGAACUGCGGUCGCUCAGCUCUCAAGGUUUUGAGGUUAAAGACCUUGGUGAACGCCGCCUCAAGGGCCUUGAGAAUCCUGAAUACAUAUACCUCAUGUACCCCCACUCGCUCGCUAGUCGUCUUGCUGUUCAACGUCAAACAGAACAGAAGCCUGCGGAACAGCAAAAAGAGGCUGUUGUGGGUCAAAAGAUGGCGGGUAGUCAGCUCACCAUCGACACCGAAGACGUAUGGAAUCUCUGGAACAUUAGUCUGCGUCUAGAGAUGCUGUGCAGUUCACUUGAAAAUCCAGGGUGCUCAGAAUUGAAGCCGCCAGAGACGGCUCUCUUGGAGAGAAUGAGGAGUAGGGGCGGAGAGAUAACGGACCGAUUCUUGAUCAAUUUCGUGGAGCAUCAGAUCUCCAGAAUCGAGACUUGUGCCAGCACCCUUGCCCUACGUCACAUGGUAAGGCCAUUCGGCGCUGCGCCUUUACUUGAGCAAGCCUGCCAUAUGGGCGACAUCUUCUUAGAGCUAGAGGCGAAGCUCAAGCGACUAGAGGAAUUCGAACGUGGAGCUAUCGAAGGCAUGGCGCCAUCAUGA
Molecule: messenger RNA, 6336 nt
Organism: Alternaria burnsii
Lineage: Eukaryota; Fungi; Ascomycota; Dothideomycetes; Pleosporales; Pleosporaceae
Product: pp2c-domain-containing protein
Exons: 4
Coding region: 1-6336 (2111 amino acids)
Biological process (GO): cAMP biosynthetic process; intracellular signal transduction
Molecular function (GO): adenylate cyclase activity; magnesium ion binding; protein binding
Source: RefSeq, a predicted model, not a curated record